CUCUCAUUUCUCUUUUUCCCCCUCACCCGCUUCACCAUCUUUCAACGCUCACUCUCUUGUCACCUCUUCACGGUCGACCCGGAAAAGGACGACAGUCAUUCUACACGGCUUACAGCACUCUCUUUUGUUUCUCAACCAACUAAAGCAAAGCGGACGAGAGGAAACCAACUUUCUCCUCUACGUGACCCCCUUGCGCCCUUCUCUCAUCCAUUCUCUUUCCACUCGAUCGAGGUUGGAACGGUUACAACGGUAAAGCCUCUGGCUAGGUGAUAUCGCUUUUGAGAAACAGGGUAAAAGAAAGAAAAGGUCAAGGUCAGGAGCAAGACUUUUAAAACACAGAAUAGCAAAGAUGAUGCACGACAACAACGGCGGGAGCGUCAUGGGCAUGAUGAGGCGAAUGGAGCGUCACCGUCGAAGUGAUACCGCGGCCGAAAUCAGAAAUGUAGUGGAGCGGAGCCAGGGCGAGGCGGAAGGCAUUUGGAAACGCGUCGAGGAGACGGUGCCAUCGAUGGGAAAGCGCCUGUUCGGAGGACUUGACGGCGGUGAUGACGAUGGCACCGGUGACGACGGAAGUGGAGACGACAGCACGAGCUCGACAAGGGGAACCGGAGGCUCUCGGUCGGGAGCCGAAAGGGCCAGCUCCUCCGAUGACACUGCUGCUACCUCGACACCCGGACGACCUGGCGGUUUCACUAGCUAUGACGACGACACGUCGACAAAGUCUUCGUCGUCGAAGUCUUCUGAUCUCUUCGGCUUCCUCACCUCUAGCAGCUCGAGCACCCGCACGUCUACUACGCCUACUUCCACGUCGACGUCGUCCACCCCUACCCGGACGCACUCCACGUCCUCGUUCUCGACGCCCUCUGCAUCGUCAACAUCGACAUCUAUCAUGAGCAACCCUGCGACCGCGACGUCGAUCGCACUCGUGACGUCGUCGCCCACGAGCAACAGUGACGCGGUCACGGCCACGCCCAAGAGCGAUGGUCCCGGUGCGGGUCCCAUCAUCGGUAUCGUCGCCGGUUCUCUGGCAGGUGUCGUUGUCAUCGUUGCCCUCGUUGGCUUCCUUGUGAAGAAGUACAACAAGAAGUCGGACCCGUACGAGGACAACCCCUUCGACCGAGGCGACUUCCGAAGACAAAGCGCAAUGCUUCCGGACACUUUUGAUAGCGACGAAGGUCACCACACCAUGUCGGAGCACAAUCACAUGCCUGCGUCGUACAGCACGGACCCUGACAUGAUGUCUAACGCUGGCUACGCCACCGCUGGUGCAGCCGGAGCCGGCGCUGGCGCUGCAGGCUUGGCCGCCGCCUCGUCGUUCUCAUCGCACAACGACAGCGGUCGUCCGCGUCCCCCCACGGUUUUCGAACGGCACAUGAACGCUCCUGCAGCCCAAUUCAGCGAGGCGCCGCCAGUGCCUCAAGUCGGUGCCAUCUUCCAACCCACGCACUCGUCCGCUCCCUCGCUUCCUCCCAUGGUCUUUGGCGGCUCGGACCCUUACAGCAUCGCCGGUGUCGGACGCCAGUACCACGACGGCAAUGUUGCCAACCCUUAUGCUCAUCUCGAUCGCCAACAGUCGUUUACUACCGCUUCGCCCCAGCAGAUGCCUGCUCGGCCCUUCGACAACCAGCAGCAGCACCUGAACCGCAACGGCAGCCUUGAAAGCCAAGGAUCUUACGGUCAACAGCAGCAACAGCACCAGCACCAGCAGAACUUCUACGAUGAGUCUAUGGGCCAUGGCUUCGACACGGCUGGACGACCGAGCACGGCCGAGGGACGCAGUGGCACGCCCGACAUUCCCAACAUGCAGCAGACCUAUGCACUUGGCGACGCCAAUGAGAACCUUGACCACCACCAUCAGCAGCUUGAUGACGGUCUCGAGCGCAGCGGAAGCGGCUCUUUGGGUCGUGACGAGGGCUACACCAGCCCCACGGUUCGCAACUCGGUCGGUGACCCAUUCCAGAACGCCGUCGAGCACAACAGCCCGCCGCAGCAACCGCUCCAGGUCAGGAACCUGCUGCCGAACCCUCACCAGCAGCUCCAGCAGCACCUUGCCGGAGGUUCUGGCCGUCCCAUUAGCACGGCCAGCAGCCAGCCGGCCGACGAUGAAGCCGCGUACGGCGGUGUCUGGUAAAAUCACAACUCUCAGUCCUUCUGAACUGGUUUCAGUAGGCGAGACACAAAGUCACGCCCCUCCUCUCUGGUCAUAAGGUCAACGGUCCUCAGCACUCAACAAAUCCUCCCGCCUCCUCCGACUCUUUCUGUCUUCCUUUUCACUUGUUUGCACAUACGGAGAGAGAUGUCCGGCAUCUUCAGUCGCCCCUCUCCCUCUUUCUCUCGUAUCUUACUCGCUCUGUCUUACAGAACAUACACCUUCCUCUCUCUGUCUUCUAUAUUUCCUCCG
This is a messenger RNA of Acaromyces ingoldii, 2401 nucleotides long. RefSeq lists its product as hypothetical. The coding region runs from base 350 to 2131 and encodes 593 amino acids. The transcript is spliced from 3 exons. The record is from RefSeq and is a predicted model, not a curated record. Lineage: Eukaryota; Fungi; Basidiomycota; Exobasidiomycetes; Exobasidiales; Cryptobasidiaceae.